Messenger RNA from Ricinus communis (castor bean), 2043 nucleotides. RefSeq names its product probable protein phosphatase 2C 22. Gene Ontology annotation, molecular function: protein serine/threonine phosphatase activity; cation binding. The transcript has 4 exons. The coding region runs from base 629 to 1783 and encodes 384 amino acids. Lineage: Eukaryota; Viridiplantae; Streptophyta; Magnoliopsida; Malpighiales; Euphorbiaceae. The record is from RefSeq and is a predicted model, not a curated record. Gene Ontology annotation, biological process: protein dephosphorylation.
UCAUACAAUCACACACGUAUAUAUAAAAUAAAUAUAUUUUAUUUGUUGAAAAGAAAAAAGAAAAAAAAAAAAGUGAAUGAAGCGCCACGAUUCCCAUUGAGAAACGACAUCGUUUAAUACGCGGGACGGAUGCUGCUUCUUCUACUGUGGCUUUGCUGCUUCAAAAACCCAACAGCUUUAAGCUUUUUCAAAUUUCAGCUUCGAAAAAAGAAAAGAAAACAUCGCAAGAAUCGCCAUAAAUCUCUCAUCUUCUUUAUCUCUGUCAAUUGCUACAAUUUCGUUUCUCUUCUGUAACUCCUAAAGAAACCCUAAUUUUAUUAUUAUUUUUCUUUUAACUUAAAUCGCUGUUAUUUAUAAAGUUUGAACCUUUUCUUAUUUUUCCACAACUGAUUGAAAACCCUAAUACACCCUUAAAUCUACAUUAUUACACAAAUAUAUCACCACUUUCCAUAAAAGCAAUUUUCCCUUUUCUGAGCUGAGUCAACUCAUUGACCGACUCACCGAGUAAAUUAAGUUGCGGUCUGCUUGUUGAGUAAGUAGUCGCUUUUGAAUUGCAAAGUCGAGAUUUGUUUUCAAAAUAUAUAUAUUUUUUUGGUAUUUAAUGAAGCUGAAAAGGAGGAUGUGAAUAAUGGAGGGAGAUAAAGGGUAUUGUGGAAUUGGGGAAAAUGGAAGCUCAAGUGACGGUAGGCCUCCAAACCCUCUCUCUGGAACAGCUUGUCGACAGUGUUUUAGCAUUGAUAAUAACAAUAAUCAUGUUCCUCUUUCCUGUAAGAAGACGCUGGUUCGCCACAAGUCUCUUGUGAAGACAAGGACGUCAGAUUUAUCUGUUGAACCUGAGCUUGGUGUAGGAAAUCAUGACACCGCUUUCCUUCCAGUUGUUCGUUCUGGAGCAUGUGCAGACAUUGGCUUUCGCCCAAGCAUGGAAGAUGUGUAUAUAUGUAUUGACAAUUUUGUGAGAGACUAUGGGCUCAAUAGCAUUGCUGAUGGACCUAAUGCCUUCUAUGGGGUGUUUGAUGGACAUGGAGGAAGACAUGCUGCUGACUUUACAUGUUACCAUUUGCCGAAAUUCAUUGUUGAGGAUGUGAACUUCCCAAGAGAGAUUGAGAGGGUUGUUGCUUCUGCAUUUCUGCAAACUGACACAGCUUUUGCAGAGGCUUGCUCUCUGGAUGCAGCCCUUACUUCUGGCACCACUGCACUGGCAGCUCUUGUUAUUGGGAGGUCAUUGGUGGUGGCAAAUGCGGGAGACUGCCGAGCUGUGCUUUGUCGCCGUGGCAAAGCAAUUGAAAUGUCAAGAGAUCACAAACCGGUUUGUAUCAAAGAGCGGAAGCGCAUUGAAGCAUCGGGGGGCCAUGUUUUUGAUGGGUAUCUCAAUGGUCUACUUAGUGUUGCUCGUGCUAUUGGAGAUUGGCACAUGGAAGGAAUGAAAGAUAAAGAUGGUGGCCCACUUAGUGCGGAACCAGAGCUUAUGACUACACAACUGACAGAGGAAGAUGAAUUUCUCAUUAUAGGUUGUGAUGGAAUGUGGGAUGUUUUCAGAAGCCAAAAUGCUGUGGAUUUUGCCAGGCGGAGGCUUCAGGAGCACAAUGAUCCAGUAAUGUGUAGCAAAGACCUGGUUAAUGAAGCUUUGAAAAGAAAGAGUGGGGAUAAUUUGGCCGUUGUUGUGGUUUGCUUCAAUUCUGAGCCUCCCCCCAAUUUGGUUGCCCCACGCUCAAGGGUGCAGAGAAGCUUCUCUGCUGAGGGUUUAAGGGAGUUGCAAAGCUUCUUGGAUAGCUUGGCUAAUUGAGAUGGUGACAAAUGCUUUUUCAUUUUCUCUUUUCUUUCAUUUUGUUCUCUUAUCUAAAAUUUUAGUUGUAGUUUCAGAUGAUGAGAGAAUUGAGUUCAACUGUAAAAUAUGCGGCAGCAAGUUGGUAGCAUAAUUUGUUGCUUAGAUAGAAGUUUAUUUAUCUUGUUUUAUCCUUUGUAUGAGCAGAUCAUUUAAGUGGAAUUUGUUCCAUGAUGAUGGUUAAAUGUACCGGGAAUAUAUGGAGCCCAUUGAGUUCAGGA